GUGGCCGUGCAGUGGCGGAAGCUCCUCUUCGCGCGCUUCAUCUUCAUCAUCGUCAUCGUCGUCCUCUCCCUGCAUGGCGGAGAAUCGUCCGGAUGUUUGGCGUUUGUCAUCCAGCGUCAUGACAUCACACGGGAGCGCAGUGGCCAGCGACUCUGUGUGCAUGCCGAAGUUGGAGCCUCUGCUGGGCAUCAUGGCGACGACCGUCAACCCAGUGACGGCGACCGUCGGCCCGGUAGUCCUGCCCCCGCGCCCGCACCCGACGCUGCCACCCGCCGCCUCGCCUGACACGCCGCUUCCAGCCGUCAAGGAGAUCAUCCGCCACAACGGGUGCAUGCUCUUCCCACAGAACGCCAACCUUUCCCCCCCAUCCACCCGGCCACGCCCCCCCGGCUGCAAGACGGUGUUUGUGGGCGGUCUUCCGGAGAACACCAGCGAAGACAUCAUCAGGGAAGUCUUCAGCCCCUGCGGUGACAUCAUCGCAUUGCGCAAGAGCAAGAAGAACUUCUGCCACGUUCGCUUUAGCGAGGAGUUCAUGGUGGACAAGGCUCUCUAUCUAUCAGGCUACCGCCUUCGUAUCGGCUCAAGUAUGGACAAGAAAGACUCAGGCAAGAUCCACGUGGAUUUUGCUCAGGCUCGAGAUGACUUGUAUGAGUGGGAGUGCAAACAGAGACUACUAGAACGAGAAAACCGACAUCAACACCAGGACCAGCGGGACUACCACAUGCAUCAGGAACAAGCACCGCCCUCCCUGACACCGCCGUCCCUGCCACCCACACCACACCCACAUUUCUCGGAGCACGAGGCAGCCGUGUUGGCCGAGGGCCUAAAAGACAGGAAGCAGUUCAGCUGGGCUGCGUCCGUGCUUUUGUUGUGGCUGGACGGCGGUGAGGUGAACCGCGCGAGUGCCAACAAGAUGUACGCCUUGAUAGAGAGCGCCAAUGCGCACGCCACACAACUGCGCAGGGAUGCCACGCAACAACGGCGGGCGCUGCGCAAAGCACAAGACGCCUUCAACAGGGCACUCACCGGCAUACUCAUGCAGUUGGAUCAGAUCUCAUCUGUGUUGGUGGCGUCGGGCCGACAAAAGUCUCGGGACCAUUUCUCCAAAGCUCAGCGCAAGAACAUUGACAUGUGGACCAGGCAGUGCCAGGUUCACAGCGACGAGGUGUCGGGCCUCAGAAGUCAGGAUGAUGAAGACGACCAGGAUGAGGACGAAGAUGAGGACGAUGAUGAUGAAGGUCCUUGCAACAAGAAGAUGAAGAUGGUGAAAAUGAAGAUUUGCGGUGAAGAAGAGGACGUACCGUGUCCCACUGCCGCCACGUUGGAGCACCACUUCCUGAGAUGGCAAAUGGAUGCUUACGAGAAGCAGGCGCAGCUUCUGGCGGGGAAGGCGUCAGGCCAAGAUGUACUCGCGGUGGCCGGGUGGCAGUGGCCGGACGCUUCUGUGCAGCUGCUGAACCAGCGUGUGCUACAAAUGCAGCAGCAAUUGUUGCGGCUGCAGGACGAGUUGUCCGGCAAGGAGGGGGAGUUACAGCAGGCCCGCGAAGACAGUCAUUUCCUAGAACGGGAGCUGCUGUCAUUACAACACAAACUUGUGAAGAAUAGCGUGGAGGGAAGUGGUUUGGAACACCGGGAAAAGGUGAACGGGUUUUUUUCGCCAUCGUUCGUGAACCGAGAGAGGAGAAGAAACGAGGGCGGCGGUGCCGGCGGCGGGCUGGUGUCUGAGAAGGAGGCUCUGCUUCUGGGCGUGAUGUCGGCUUUCCUGCAAGUUCAUCCGUUUGGAGCCAACCUGGAAUACUUGGGGUCAUAUGUGCAGAGACUGGACUCCCAAGUGUCGUCGGGGCAACUGGAGCGCCUCAUGGUCCGUCUACCCCUCAUGUUCCGCCAGGAGCUGAGCGGCGUCGGCGCCACGCUGGAGAAGCGCUGGAAGUUCUGCGGGUUCGAAAGCCUCCAGUCCGCAUGACCCGGGACCUGUGCGCGCGUGUGUGGGACGACAAUGCUAGCCUGCUAACGAUAUAACGACGUUUGGCGUCAAGCGCCGUCCGCGAUGUUGAGGUGCGUUGAGGAGGUUUAUUAAAGUGUUAAU
This is a messenger RNA of Phycodurus eques (leafy seadragon), 2086 nucleotides long. RefSeq names its product ecto-NOX disulfide-thiol exchanger 1-like. Lineage: Eukaryota; Metazoa; Chordata; Actinopteri; Syngnathiformes; Syngnathidae. Gene Ontology annotation, biological process: ultradian rhythm. The transcript is spliced from 14 exons. The coding region runs from base 74 to 1963 and encodes 629 amino acids. The record is from RefSeq and is a predicted model, not a curated record. Gene Ontology annotation, molecular function: protein-disulfide reductase activity; RNA binding. Gene Ontology annotation, cellular component: plasma membrane; external side of plasma membrane.